CCCGUUGUUUGAUUCAGAUUGGAGAUUAGCUAGAAGCAUCAAACUCCAUAUUUUUUUGAUCUAAAUCAGGAGGAAACUGAAAAUCGGAGAUCAAUGCCUUCGACAUUCAGCGGCGAUGAGACUGCUCCUUUCUUUGGCUUCCUUGGCGCUGCUGCCGCGCUUGUUUUCUCCUGCAUGGGAGCUGCGUAUGGAACCGCGAAGAGCGGGGUUGGUGUGGCGUCCAUGGGUGUCAUGAGACCCGAGCUGGUGAUGAAAUCGAUUGUGCCUGUGGUUAUGGCUGGAGUUUUGGGUAUAUACGGUUUGAUUAUUGCUGUGAUUAUCAGUACCGGAAUCAAUCCCAAGGCCAAGUCGUAUUAUCUCUUCGAUGGAUACGCUCACCUCUCUUCUGGUCUCGCCUGUGGCCUUGCUGGUCUCUCUGCUGGUAUGGCAAUUGGCAUCGUAGGGGAUGCAGGUGUUAGAGCUAAUGCACAACAGCCAAAGCUUUUUGUUGGAAUGAUCCUCAUUCUCAUUUUUGCUGAAGCACUGGCCCUCUAUGGCCUCAUUGUUGGCAUCAUCCUCUCCUCCCGAGCUGGUCAAUCAAGAGCUGAGUAAAAGAGGAGGGGUGCUCCUCUCUUGAAUCUUUUGAUUCAUUAAGGAAUAUCAUAAUAUUGGUGAGAGUAGGAAGUGUUUUUACUGAGGCCUCCAGUGUGAGAUUCUGCCAAAUGGAUUGGUUCAGCGCUAUUGCUGUAGAUUGUAGUGAAUUGCAUGGUUAGUUGUUAGUUCUUCUCUCUAACUAAAGUUGUGAUUGUUUCAUUGUUCGUGUUGUAUUUUGUGGAUUUAUUUAGGAAGAUCUUCGGAAUUAUCUUCCUACUGCAUUUUGCAUGAGAUAAAACUAUGAAGUAGAGGGCCUUCUGUAAACUCUCAAUUAGUUGGUGGUAAGUACAGUGCAGUCUAGUAUUGCCUGUUAAUUA
This is a messenger RNA of Manihot esculenta (cassava), 950 nucleotides long. Its product is annotated as V-type proton ATPase 16 kDa proteolipid subunit. The record is from RefSeq and is a predicted model, not a curated record. NCBI's taxonomy places the organism in Eukaryota, Viridiplantae, Streptophyta, Magnoliopsida, Malpighiales, Euphorbiaceae. Gene Ontology annotation, cellular component: proton-transporting V-type ATPase, V0 domain. Gene Ontology annotation, molecular function: proton-transporting ATPase activity, rotational mechanism. The coding region runs from base 94 to 591 and encodes 165 amino acids. Gene Ontology annotation, biological process: proton transmembrane transport. The transcript has 3 exons.